This is a messenger RNA of Gadus macrocephalus (Pacific cod), 1505 nucleotides long. It is a transcript of the gene sostdc1a, whose product is annotated as sclerostin domain containing 1a. Gene Ontology annotation, molecular function: BMP binding. The transcript is spliced from 2 exons. Gene Ontology annotation, biological process: negative regulation of BMP signaling pathway; negative regulation of Wnt signaling pathway. Bases 189 to 848 code for a protein of 219 amino acids. The record is from RefSeq and is a predicted model, not a curated record. Lineage: Eukaryota; Metazoa; Chordata; Actinopteri; Gadiformes; Gadidae.
AGGUGCGACCCAACCAGAGAUUCCUCAAGAGACCCACCUGAGCCGCGUGCCAGAGCAGGAGGAGGACAGGCUAUAAGAAGAGGCAAAGAGCAGCUAUUGGACCAGUUGAUCGACUCCAAAGCGCGCAGCAUCACUUCACCUGACACGGGACCCACUCUCUCCUUUCGCACACACAUCCCGAAGCCACCAUGUACUUGAGGGCGUACGAGUCGUGCAACUUCUUAUUCCUACUAUGCAUCCUUUUGAAGAAUUGCCAAGCUUUCAAGAACGACGCCACGGAAAUCCUAUACACGCACGAGAGCACGCCGGUGCUAGAUGCAGUCGGUAACGUCUCGUUGAACCGAGCAAGAAACGGAGGACGGGGCGCAGGUGACAGCACGGCGCACGAGAGAAAUGAGCGAGGGCAGAUGGGCUGCAGGGAACUGCGCUCCACCAAGUACAUCUCGGACGGCCAGUGCACCAGCAUCAAGCCCAUCAAGGAGCUGGUGUGUGCCGGUGAGUGCCUGCCGGCGCCGAUGCUGCCGAACUGGAUCGGGGGCAGCCGCGGGAAGAAGUUCUGGAGCCGGCGGAGCAGCCAGGACUGGCGCUGCGUCAACGACAAGACGCGGACACAGCGCAUCCAGCUGCAGUGCCAGGACGGCAGCGCCCGCACCUACAAGAUCACCGUGGUGACGGCCUGCAAGUGCAAGCGGUACUCUCGACAGCACAACGAGUCCGGCAACAAGAUGGAGGAGGCGGCGCUGGCGUCGCCGGUGGGGACCCAGGUGGUUCACAAGCACAAGACCAAGAGCAAGAGGAAGCUGGGGAAGAACCGCUUCGACGAGAACUGGCCCAGUCCCGAACCCUGAACCCUGAACCCUUAUCUCCCCGGCCCAAUGUCGCCUAGACAGAAUGCAAAGGGCCUCCGUUUCGCAGCAUGUUAUGGUGGCGAAGAGACUUUAUUACACGUGACGAGGAGUCCGUUUGGCAUCCUCUUGAGUCCUUACAUCGGUGGUCGUGGAUUGUAUCUCGAGGUGACAGGGACUGCAUUCCUGGGAUGGGAGUUUCUGGUUGCUAUGACGAUGGAGCACUCUUGAAGGGCACACAUGGACCCGGCCUCUGAUAAAAAACUGGACUGUACUAUCUGUAGGGUUUUCUGGACCAACAGUGCCUGAGAUGUAGUCUUUGUUAUUGUAUAUCUUUUUAUAAAUCUGGAUGGUGAUGUGUAGCCACGUGUAUAGGCACACCCACUCCAUAUAAAAGACAUUAAACCAUGCGUCCCUGAAAGAUGCGGAGAAUGUGUGAAUAAUUGUACAUACACCUUCUUUUUUUUAAUCAAUAUUGGUCUUCCAAAAGAUUAUCACUUUAAAAGUUCACAAUAUGAGACGUAUGAUGUAAUAUAUUUUUUAACGCAACGUUUGGUUCAUUCAUGGUGUAAUAAAUGUGACAUAAGCUAAGACUGAGCAGUGCAUUGCAUAUUAUUGUUGUGCCCUCUUAUGAAAUAAAUUCUUUAUAUUCACUUUAAA